Molecule: messenger RNA, 2511 nt
Organism: Pseudogymnoascus verrucosus
Lineage: Eukaryota; Fungi; Ascomycota; Leotiomycetes; Thelebolales; Thelebolaceae
Exons: 3
Coding region: 133-2463 (776 amino acids)
Source: RefSeq, a predicted model, not a curated record
GCGCUGGUCUCUCGCCCAUUGUUCACUUCCUUAGACCCUCAGGUCUGCUGCUGCCCUUCCUAGAAGAGUCUACUAAAACAUACGCUUUACCCCACAUUGCUACUUACAUAUUUACUUCCCCCAACGCCCAUAAUGGCGUUAACCAUGCAUCGCCUGCUGGCGGUCAUGAGCUUGCUAUUGCUCAUGGUCACAGCAUUCCCAGCUACCUCCGCCGCUCCUUCCAAACGAGCUACCUCAUACUGGCAGUCAGAUAUCAAGCGCCAAGGCACUGUCGCAUACGGCGAUUCCUCUUUCAAGAUCUUCCGCAAUGUCAAGGACUUCGGCGCCAAGGGAGAUGGAACCACCGAUGACACCGCUGCUAUCAACGCUGCUAUCUCUACUGGCAACCGCUGCGGCCAGGGCUGUGACUCCUCGACUGUCACCCCAGCUCUCAUCUACUUCCCCCCUGGAACCUACAUGGUCAGCAAGCCAUUGAACCAGUACUACUACACCCAAAUGAUUGGUGAUCUUUCUGCACCACCAACCUUGAAGGCCACCGCUGGCUUCGUCGGCAUGGCCGUCAUUGACGCAGACCCAUAUGCUGAUGGAGGCAUCAACUGGUUCACCAACCAGAACAACUUCUUCCGUCAGAUCCGCAACUUCGUCAUCGACCUGACCGCGAUGCCCGUCAACGUCGGUGCUGGUAUCCACUGGCAGGUCGCCCAGGCCACCAGUCUCCAGAACAUCGUUUUCAACAUGAGAACCGAUGGCGGCGCUGCCCUUGCCCAGGUCGGAAUCUUCAUGGACAACGGCUCCGGUGGUUUCAUGACCGACCUCACCUUCAACGGUGGAAAGUACGGUGCUUUCCUCGGAUCCCAGCAGUUCACCAGCCGCAACCUCAAGUUCAACAACUGCCAGACCGCCAUCUUCAUGAACUGGAACUGGGCAUGGACCUUCCACGGACUCGAUAUCAACAACUGCCAGAUCGGUCUUGACAUGGCCAACGGCGGUGCUUCUUCCCAGACCGUUGGCUCCGUCGUGGUCAUGGACUCCAAGAUCAGCAACACCCCUGUCGGAAUUACAACCGUCUACCACACUUCUGAGGGCGCCACCAACGGCACCCUGAUCAUUGAGAACGUCGAUAUGACUACCAACGUCCCAGUUGCCGUUAAGAACGCUGGCACCCAGGCCACCCUCCUUGCCGGAAACGCAAAGAUCGAUUCCUGGGUCCAGGGCCGCGAGUACAAGGCCGUCAACGCCGGAAAGGAUGUCCAGGGUUCCACCCACUCCACCUCCAAGCCCGCUGGCCUUGUCGGUGCUGAUGGCAGAGUCUUCGUCAAGUCCAAGCCUCAAUACGCCGAUGUCCCAACCUCUUCGUUCAUCUCCGUCAAGGACAGGGGAGCCAAGGGUGAUGGUGUCACUGAUGAUACUGCUGCUAUCCAGGCUAUUUUCAACUCCGCUACCGCAGGCCAGGUCGUCUACUUCGACCACGGUGCCUAUGUCAUCACCAAGACUGUCAACGUACCAAACAACAUCCGCAUCACUGGUGAAAUCUGGCCCCUCAUCAUGGCUGGUGGCGACUCGUUCUUCAAGGACCAAGCCAACCCCAAGCCAGUUUUCAAGGUUGGAAACGCCGGUGAAUCCGGCGCCGUCGAGAUCUCCGACCUCAUCUUCCAGACCCUCGGCCCCCAGCCCGGCGCGAUCCUGAUGGAGUGGAACCUCGGCCAGACCUCCCAAGGCUCCUCCGGUCUGUGGGACGUGCACUUCCGCAUCGGCGGCUCCGCCGGGACCAAGCUCCAGUCCAACACCUGCUCCAAGACCCCCCAGCAGACCACCCCCGCCAAGCCCGAGUGCGUCGCCGCAUUCCUCCUCCUCCACGUCACCGCCAAGGGCGCCGUGUACGUCGAGAACUGCUGGUUCUGGGUCGCGGAUCACGAGCUCGACCUCGCGGACCAUAACCAGAUCAACCUCUACAACGGCCGCGGCGUGCUCAUCGAGUCCAACCCCGGCCCAGUCUGGCUGUGGGGCACAAGCAGCGAGCACAACGUCCUAUACAACUACCAGGUCAACGCCGCCGCCAACGUCUUCAUGGGUCUGAUCCAGACCGAGACACCCUACUACCAAUCCAACCCCGACGCCUCCGUCCCGUUCACCGUCAACCCAGCCUUCAGCGACCCAGACCUCACCCAGGGCUCCUCCAGGACCAAGAAGGCAUGGGGUGUUCGCGUCCGCAACUCAAACAACGUCUACAUCUACGGCGCGGGCCUGUACUCCUUCUUCGACAACUACGACCAGGUCUGCCUCGACACCGCCAGCUGCCAGGAUAACAUGGUCUCCAUCGAGUCCUCGAGCAAUAUCCAGAUGCUCGCUCUCAGCACUAAGGCUGCUACCAACAUGGUCACCGUCAAUGGCCAGUCCGCUGCGCUCGACAAGGAUAAUCGCAAUAACUUCUGCGCCGCGAUCGCCGUCUUCGCUCUGGCCUAAUCACUGCUGUAGACACUACGCGCUCAGUUUCUACCGCUUCCACCAACA